AUGUACCUCUUCUACUCCUUUUUCAAGUCCCUCGUGGGAAAGGAUGUGGUCGUGGAACUGAAAAAUGACCUGAGUAUCUGUGGAACGCUCCAUUCUGUGGAUCAGUAUCUCAACAUCAAGCUAACGGACAUCAGUGUCACAGACCCUGAGAAAUACCCUCACAUGUUAUCAGUGAAGAACUGCUUCAUCCGAGGCUCGGUGGUCCGCUAUGUGCAGUUGCCCGCAGAUGAGGUGGACACCCAGCUGCUCCAGGAUGCAGCCAGAAAGGAGGCCCUGCAGCAGAAACAGUGAUGGCUCCUCCUCCACGUCCCUUCCUUCCGUCCCUCCUCCGUUGGUGACCCUUCACCUCCUAUCCCAACCCUCGCACCCAUAGGUUUUUGGUUUUGUUGCUUUGGUUUUUAGUAAUGAAGACUUUGUUUUUUAAAAGGGUGAGUGGAUGUGGGGAAUACUAAUGGGAGCAGCUGUCCUCUCUUGAGACUCCCUCAUUGCCAUCAGAGGAGUCUAGAGAGGAGAAGUAGAGUGGGGACCAACAAAGCCUUGCCAGUCCCCCAGCAUCUGCCUUCCUCACUCCUUCGGAACGUGUAGGGAGAGCCUCCUAGAUCUCCCCAGGGCUGGUUGUGGUUUUGUUUGGGGGUGGAAGGAAUAUGUCCCGCAUCGGGAAUAAAAUGUAUAAUGCAAAGAA
Molecule: messenger RNA, 682 nt
Organism: Echinops telfairi (small Madagascar hedgehog)
Lineage: Eukaryota; Metazoa; Chordata; Mammalia; Afrosoricida; Tenrecidae
Gene: LSM2
Product: LSM2 homolog, U6 small nuclear RNA and mRNA degradation associated
Exons: 5
Coding region: 1-291 (96 amino acids)
Biological process (GO): mRNA splicing, via spliceosome
Cellular component (GO): catalytic step 2 spliceosome; U6 snRNP; precatalytic spliceosome
Molecular function (GO): RNA binding
Source: RefSeq, a predicted model, not a curated record